CCUUCCCUUUCCACCACCUCUUCUGAGUCCUGAUCAGGUUCUCUUCCUGCCUGUCGUGUCGUCGUCCCUUCACCUUGCGGAACCACCUUUCUCGCUGCUGGGCCAGGUUCCUCUUUUUUGGUCGGGUUGUUAUUUUAUUAAUGGGUACGUAAGACUUCUCCAGCUCUUUGCGACAUUGGAUGGCAUUGUUCUCGGGGUGCUCUGGCUGCUAUUGUUCCUGUUGCACAGGGGGCCACCAGCCUCAACGGAGAAUGGACUGGACGAGAUGGCAACAAACCACCCCCCUUCCGCUUUGUCGUCGGGUCUAUUUUCUCCUGACAGCUGGAGUCUGGUGUUCAUCCCGCGCUCCUGCCUUUGAAGCUGCACACCGCUUGCCAUGUAAUACGGCCGUUGGUUGCUUCUUGCCUUGGCCUCUCCGCUCUUUCUUCGAGGGCUGUGUUCGAGUAUUUAUCGAGGGUCUGAAGAGGCUCGGUGACACUGGUUUCCUUUCAACAACCAAACAAACGGCAUCUAGUAUCAUUAUCGAUUACUGACAUGGUCUCUACAGCUCGCGCAGUCUAACACCGCUUCUUUCGCGAUAUUUCGAUCCUCCUUUGAGGCCAGCGGGUUACUGCAGGAGAGCUUUCGAAAGUCUUUUCGCGCCUUUUCCAAAAUCGCCCUCUUUCGCUCCCGACUUCGAAAGUCGCUCGAACGCCGAGUCUAAUAACCACACAACCUAAUCACGCCGAACGCAUCUUUAUCUGCCCUUGGUACGUCUGACGUGGUCAAAAAAAACCUACAACAUAAAGCAAACUCCUUCGAGAAAAUCACGAAACAAUUCGUGGCUGCCCGUGCCCCCCCCCACGGGCCAAUGAUCUACAAGGACCCUGCUAAUACAUCAGCAGCCGCGAGCUCUGUUUCAUCCUGACAACUGGCACCGAGCAGUCUUUGGAGAAGUUACUCUGAUUCUUCCACUCUCUUGACUUGGGACCAUAGUCUUCUCCAACAUAUUUAAGCCGCCGACACUUGCAUACCGGUAGCUUCCGCGAGCAUGCUCAAUAUGUCUAACAUUAUGAGCAACCGCAACAGCACGCCCGAGGCGUCCAACGUCUCAUCGCUGCGCCCCCCUUCUUCGAGGGCCGUUGGCGCGAACCCCCACCCUCUUCGUGCCUCUGCCGAUAUCUCUACUCUGAGCAACCAGGCCGCCGCCGCCCGCAUCCGCCCCUCGUCGGACUUUUAUGGUCAGGUUCAGGGCGGACAGGGCCAAGGUGCUGCUGAGUUGGAUCCCCAGGAUAAGCUCACCCAGCAAUGGAUUGCCGAUAUCGACCAAUAUGAGAACACUCUCGAGGAGAUGGCUGCUGCCACCUUGGACCAGGACUUCAAGGAUGAGCUCAGCGCCAUUGAACAGUGGUUCCAGGUCCUGAGCGAGGCUGAGCGUACUGCGGCUCUCUACGCCCUCCUUCAGCAAACCACCCAGGUUCAAAUUCGCUUCUUUAUCCAGGUCUUGCAGCAGAUGGGAAAGAACCACCCCAUGUCGGGCGUUCUUUCCCCCGCCAACUUUGACAAAGAUCCCAUGUCCAACCGCUUGAGCGAUGCUAUGAGCAAGCUCAAUGUAGACUCGGCUCGCAACUCGAUGUCCCGCGCGAGCCCCGCCGCGAAGCGUCAGUCUGGUCUCGACCCCAGCACGAUCAAUGCCAUGUUUCCCGAUGCCGCCGCCGCCAUUGCGACUGAGAAGGCCAAGUUCACUCAGCAGACGGGCCAGCCCCCCUCCACCCGCAACAGCCUAGUGGACAACCGCAAUUCGCUUGCGGCCCCCACCAUCUCGGCCCCCGCCGAGGACCCCAACGGACAGAAUCCUGCUUCUCCUUGGGGUCCCAACGAUGUGAACCGGCCCAAAUCGUCUUCUGCUGGGCAGCCGCCGAUGGGCCAGUUCGUUCAGCCCCCUCCCUCGAGCGGUGCUCUUCGUUCACCUCGCCCCAAUAUCACUGGAAACACCAACAUUCAGUCUACGACCUUGACGACCGGUGACAAGGGUGUUGGUGAUUUGCCCCUGCUUUCACCUUAUACCGCCAGCGGCAACUGGGCGUCCAUGGUCAACACUCCGAUGGUGCCCACCUUCAAUCAGGGCGGUAACAACGCCGAUAUGGUGGCCAACGCCACGGCCAUGAAGCUGGCUGCGCUUUCUACCGUGAACAACCGGUUCGCGCUGGAUGAUGUGCGCAAGUAUCGUCGUGCCCGAUCCAAUGAGCCGGAUCCGGGCCAGAACCCGCUUUCUCCUGGUCUUCCCAACAUCCCCGGUGCCAUCAUGGUCAGCCAACAUGGCGGUGGCAUGGCUUUGGGCCGGGAUGGUAUGUUGAACCUUCAGCAGCCGCAACAGGGCAUGGGCUUUGUCAACCACCGGUCUCGUCCCAACUCGCCUGGUGUUCCCCUGCAGAACUCGUAUGUUCCGGCCAUGGCAUUUGCCUCGCCGCAGAACAAUGGAUUCUUGAGCGCCUAUGAUGGGUCGGCUGGGCUUAUGAACAAUGGACUGGCUCCAAACUUCCCACCCCACAUUCAGGUUGGAUUCGAGGGCGGCGGUUACCACUCUGAUCACUCUGAUAUGGUCCGCGGCCGCUCUCCGCGUGGUCGGAGAGGCACCUCGAAGCCCCCUGAGGAUCCCACCGACCCCACUCUUUUGCAGGACAUCCCGAGCUGGCUACGGAGCCUUCGUCUGCACAAGUACACGGAUAACCUCAAGGACAUGAAAUGGACAGACCUUAUUGAAUUGGAUGACAAGCAACUGGAGGAGCGCGGUGUCAAUGCACUGGGUGCUAGACGCAAGAUGCUCAAGGUCUUUGAGCAGGUCAAGGAGGCCAAAAACGAGGGCAAGUUGUCGAGCUAGAUGCGAGGCGACCAUGAAUGAACAGAUGAAGCAGACGAAAGACAGCGAAGACACCACGCAGAGCGAAAGCAUCACAGAAUACAUCAUGGUGCAGAGGGGACGGCUAAUAACUAGUGAUUCUUUUCGUGCCUUGGGUUUUUUCACACGAGGAUUGGGAAAAGCACAUGGAUAUAUGGCGGCACUAUCUCAAGCGUUACAUGCCUGUGCUGUUCCUUGGCCGAAUCUGUUCCUUUCUUUUUUUCAUUUUCUCGAGGCACGAUUGGACAUGUUGAUAUGUUUCUGUAUGAGCGGGAUGAGAUACAUGGUCUGGGGGGUAGUUUGGGCGGGUAGCGUGUUGCGAGGCUACCUGGAUAUAUCUAUAGGCGUUGGUGCGGUGAAUUGAUCAGUU
Podospora pseudopauciseta is the source of this 3248-nucleotide messenger RNA. RefSeq names its product Flap-structured DNA-binding and RNA-binding protein (gene VTS1). The transcript is spliced from 3 exons. Gene Ontology annotation, molecular function: protein binding; mRNA binding. Bases 1031 to 2860 code for a protein of 609 amino acids. Gene Ontology annotation, biological process: regulation of mRNA stability; nuclear-transcribed mRNA poly(A) tail shortening. Gene Ontology annotation, cellular component: P-body. The record is from RefSeq and is a predicted model, not a curated record. NCBI's taxonomy places the organism in Eukaryota, Fungi, Ascomycota, Sordariomycetes, Sordariales, Podosporaceae.